Messenger RNA from Neospora caninum, 1251 nucleotides. RefSeq lists its product as hypothetical. NCBI's taxonomy places the organism in Eukaryota, Apicomplexa, Conoidasida, Eucoccidiorida, Sarcocystidae. Bases 1 to 1251 code for a protein of 416 amino acids. The transcript has 6 exons. The record is from RefSeq and is a predicted model, not a curated record. Gene Ontology annotation, molecular function: protein binding; peptidase activity. Gene Ontology annotation, biological process: protein modification by small protein removal.
AUGGCCGCGUCUCAGGACUUUCAAAACGAAGUCAUCCCGCCUCUCUCCCAGCAAGACAAAGACCGCAGAUGGGCUGUCCAGCUCCGCGUCUACGACCUCUCCAAAGGAAUGGCCCGGCAGAUGUCGCCGAUGCUUCUGGGGAGGCAGAUCGACGGCAUCUGGCACACAGGCAUCGUCGUAUAUGGAAUCGAGUAUUUCUACGGAGGCGGCGUGUGCACUCUUCCUCCCGAGGAAGUUGAACGAAACUACCACAUGCAGCCAGAGCGCGUUCUCACCAUGGGGUUUACCACCGUCGAUAAGGCGACAUUCGACGCAUUCGUCCAGCAGAUUUCGCCUCGGUUUACGAUGGCAACCUACGAUCUUCUGAACUGGAACUGUAAUCACUUUACGACAGAGCUGACGCAGUAUCUCCUCAACAAACCCAUUCCGGACUACAUUCGGUUUCAGGUCCAGGAAGUGGCGCAGACGCCGACGGGGCGGACGAUUCUUCUGAUGCUCCAACGCCAGCAGCAAGAAGUGCAGCGCACUGCCGCUGGGAUGGGCCAGCGAACGCUGUGGACGCAGGGCGGGUCUCCGCAGGCUCUCGCUUCCCCUGCUGCCGAGACCUUCUCAGCGCCCGACAUUUCCAGUCCGUUGGCGAAUGUUCUGCGCAGUGUGUGCACCAGCGGCGAAUUGGUCCGGAGCACCAAGAAGGUGUUCUUGUUGACUCUGCUGACUCUGGUGAGCAACUUGUUGAAGCCGGAGCGCGACCCCAAGUUCCUGCGCCUCCGCCGAAGCAACGAAGUCAUCCAGUCGAAAAUUCUGCGGAUCCCAAACGGCCAACAAGCUUUGGAGCUGCUCGGGUUCGAGCUGCAGACAGGCGAGCAGCCCGUCGGAACGGAGGCUGGGGCGUCGGACACGACAGCCCGAGGAGAGGCAGGCGGUGCCGACGACGAGUUUGUCUUCACCCUGUUCAAUGACUCUUCGUCAGAGGCGAGCGUGGUGGAGAAGUUGACCGCGCAGAAAGCGGAGAUCCAGGCGUUCCUCGACGCUCUGGAGAGCGCUGGAGCCAGUGGCGCCGCCGCUCCACAGGCUGCUUCGAAUCAAGGACGCGGUGUCCAGGGCGGGGCGGCACAAGCCCCCGAGGAAAGAUUCCGAUUUCAGCUGCAACAGCUCGAGGCGAUGGGGUUUGUAGAGACCCAGAAAAACGUCGAAGCCUUGGAAGCAGUAAAUGGAAACCUGAACGCAGCGAUCGAUCGCCUUCUCGGCUGA